ACAGGAAGACCAGGUUAAUACGGUGCAUCAUGUUAGUGGCCCUAAAAACCCCAACAACAACAAGACAAUGACAGGACAGACAGUUUCCUGGUGGUUAUUUUUCCUCAUAUUGGCUGCUCUGGGAGGACUUAAUGGCUUUCAGGAGGAUGAGUUUCUAGAUGGUCAACUCACCCUGGUGGUGGAGGAUGCACUUGAGGGAGGUCCAAACCCCACCUUCUCUCCCCGAUCAACAAUCCACGUGCGCUCAGUCAAGUCUGGCAAUGCUCUGGUCACGCAUAUGCGCCAGUGGACCCCAGAAUUACACGAUAAGCUGCGGGCCCUGGCAGAGAACGACGAUUUGUAUCGCAUCAGAGUGUAUCAUAAAGGAUCGGAAGAAAAAGGUUAUGUGUCAACUUUCACCAAAGCUUGUCAGAUAUACGAGAGUGCGCUGUCGGAGACGGUGAGUAUGAUGGUGGACAGUGCUGGGAUGUCGGUAGUUGGUGUGGGUCUGAUCCCUCCUGUUGCUGUGUGUCGAGGACAGCCACCAGAGAUUAUUCCAGUGCAGCACAACACUACAGUCAUCAUAAGAUCUCCGACUCCUGCUCCAGUGCCAGACACAGCCACUUAUAUAGAAAAGUUGGAAGCCAUGAAGAAUGAAAAGGCGGAAGGGAAAGAUAAUCGAUCCUUUUUGGCCAAAUACUGGAUGUACAUUGUUCCAGUGGUAUUGAUUAUGGUGGUAUUUGGAGGUGGACAGGAAGGAGGACGUUGAACUGUAACAUCGUCGACUUGUGCUGUGUCAACAUCUCUUACAGAACUUCACAAGGCUGAACGGUUUUUGUUGUUUCAAACUUUAUUAAAUGUGAGGUACUUUAUAUAUUACGUAUUUAAAAUAUCCAGAUGUAUAUUAUUCCUAGCAAAGGCUAAUUUUUGUGCGCUUAAUAAUUAUUUUAGCUGUAAUUAUUAUUAGCAAAUAUAUAACUUGUAGUUUCGAGAUGUUAAUGAAAUUUCAUCACAUUCUUAUCUUUACUUCGGUAGGUAGGCCUAGCUGCAGCUGCUUUAGGCUCAGAUUUGGCAUAGGUUUCUUUUAAUAAAUAUGUAACUGGGAAAAACUGUAUGUAAAUGACUUUUAAAUGAAGUAUUUAUGUGUUAUAUAUGUAUGUUCUAGCACAUUAAAUUUUUUGUAAGUUCAGGAAACUGCCCAUUGUAAAACUCUUGAAACAUGCCUGAUUCCUUUACUGUUUUAUUCUACCUCAUUUUAUUUUAUCAUUGUGUGUAUUUCCUUCAAACAUUUUGAUUUUAUGACAAGUAAAAGUACAGUGUAGUUUAAACUGUAUGUUUUCUGUGCACUGUGGAUACUGGAUGGGUGUGCAGCUGACAAUAUACACAGCAAGCAGUCUUGAGGUAUAACUAGUCUCUCGAGUUGUACAAUAUCUUGUUGUUGUCAGUACAAUAUAAAUAGAGUACCAUAGUAGGUUUUUUGAAGGCAUGGAAUACAUAGUAAGGUAAACUUGAACUGGAGCCAUUAAUAGUUUUGAAUCAAUAGCUUGGCUGAUCAGAUUAUCAUCUGGGACCCAUGUAUCUAGGACAGACUGUGAGAAUUAGAGCUUCAAAAUCAUUUACAAAUGAUGUGUGAUUAAAAAUUUUCAAUAAGCGUUUACUUCAUUUAAGUGAAGUCAAAGGGUUUCUCAUCGUGGUUAUGACUAUAAUUUCAGGCCACAUCAUAGCGGUAACCCUGCCCCCUUUCUCUUAGGGUGAUAACUAUCUUCCCUCUUCUUUUGGGUGAUGAUCCAUUACUUCCUGGCAAUGAUGUCAUCUUCUAAUUAAAUAUAACAGAAAAACAAAAUCAAACAAACUUUAUUUCUAUAAAGUGGAGUACAUUAUAUUAUACAAUUGAGGUGAUUGUCAUAUGUAAAUUACUUUAUAGAAACCCCUUAAUUAUGCAGAGCAUUUUAGGAAGCCUUAAAACUAAAUUAUGAAUACAAGUACUUAUACAAGAAUAAAAAUGCAUAGUUUUUAAAAUAUUGGAGGUACGUAUUAAGUAAUUCAGUAAAAAAAAUUCUAAUUAGUGAUGUAUUAAGGAUGAAGCUAGUACAGUACAUGAAGGAUUGAUACAAAUACAGUGGACCCCCGCAUAACGAUCACCUCCGAAUGCGACCAAUUAUGUAAGUGUAUUUAUGUAAGUGCGUUUGUAUGUGUAUGUUUGGGGGUCUGAAAUGGACUAAUCUACUUCACAAUAUUCCUUAUGGGAACAAAUUCGGUUAGUACUGGCACCUGAACAUACUUCUGGAGUGAAAAAAAUAUCGUUAACCGGGGGUCCACUGUACUUUAUUUUCUGCAGUACACAGAUAAUGCCGUUUACAUGUAAUACAAUAGUGUUAGGCACAAAAGAAAGCCACUAGACAUUCACCAUGGCUGUUAGACAGGUGUAUCUUCCUUCUGUUGCUUUAAUGAAGAAGAUUCUUUUACGAGUUGUGUAAUACCAUGUCAGCACUAUGUACAUUAGUAAAUUUUGUGUGUAUUAGAUGCCUCCACCCACAAAAACUUUAGGUCUGUCACUAAUUAAUCUUAGUCAUCAAGAUGUCUGGACAUUUUAUGAAGAAAAAUGUUUUAGAAUUAUAGAAUGUUUCUUAACAUAAAUGUGUUCAUACCAACAUUAUUAUAAUCUAAAUGUAAAUGUUGCUGUAAUGUGACGUGCAUAUAAUAAGUGGUUUACACUACUCUUUUAUAAGUUACAUCUGUGUUGGAUCUGACUAAACAAAAGUACUGUAUGUACAGUAUAUAAAAAAGAAAAUUCA
Molecule: messenger RNA, 2774 nt
Organism: Cherax quadricarinatus
Lineage: Eukaryota; Metazoa; Arthropoda; Malacostraca; Decapoda; Parastacidae
Gene: EMC10
Product: ER membrane protein complex subunit 10
Cellular component (GO): EMC complex
Source: RefSeq, a predicted model, not a curated record